AUGUACGACGAAUUUUUGAAUUCGGCUUCAUCUUUGAGAAUAGAAGUGCGUGAAUUUGACGAGAUUUCGAAUCCGAUUUAUCCUGUCGGCGCGGGUCGAGAUCAAGAAGCAGGUGGGUUUUACCUUAUGCGCGUCUCGAUCUUGACGUUAGUCGUGGUAUCGUCGAAGCUUGUUGGCGGGAGGAGCACGCUGCCGACGUCCGGAGAAAAGAGAGGACGUCGUAUUCGGUGGAAGAGAUGGACGUCUGUGCGAGAGAGAGAGAGGCAGAGGGCGGCGGCGGGCGACAAUGAACACCCAAAUUGCAAAAUGGGGACCUGCGAGGCUUUCAACCGAAUCACAAAACAUAGACUUCAUCAAGACAUGACACGACCAUCGGUGGACGGGAAGAUGUACGACGAAUUUUCGAAUUCAGCUUCAUCUUUGAGAAUUGAAGUACGUGAAUUUGACGAGAUUUUGAAUCCGAUUUAUCCUGUCGGCACGGGUCGAGAUCAAGAAGCAGGAGCACGCUGCCGACAUCGGGAGAAAAGAGAGGACGCCGUAUUCGGUGGAAGAGAUGGUCGUCUGUGCGAGAGAGAGGUAGAGGGAGGUGACGGGCGGCAGCAGGUGGCGGAUGGACGGCUAUGGCCCAUCGGCGAGGACAACACAAAAUUGUUGAAAUUAGCCACCAUCUGGUCCAUGAAUGGAUUUUUCUUCGAGGUGGAGGGGCGGCAGCGGCGAGGCAUGUAUUGUACCCAGGAAUUGUACCAAGAAACUCACAACACUAUAUUCGGCGCCAUACUCGAGUGGAACCGCACGGCUGCCUUAUCAGACUUUGUGCUCCUGAGGCCGAGCGGUGCCCCACGGGUUGUCUUAGCCCUCCGCGGAACUCUCCUGAAGGAUCCCACCAUUGGACGAGACAUCGAGGAUGACCUCCGGUUCUUGACGUGGGAGAGCUUGAAAGGGUCCGUGAGAUUCGAACGCGCGCUAAAAUCAUUGAAAGAAAUUUCCGGAAGGUACGAGAGCAAUAACGUGUGUGUGGCCGGGCACUUGUUGGGUGCCGGUUUUGCGCUUCAGGUCGGGAAAGAACUGGCUAAGGAAGGUGUGUGUGUGGAGGCUCACCUUUUCAACCCGCCCUCGAUUUCUUUAGCUUCGGGAGUGAGGGCCGUGGGGGAGAAGGCCGGGAAGGCAUGGAGGAAGGUCCGAUCAAUGCUGCAGACGGCCGGUAAUGAGAAUGAAAACAGGUCGUGUGAUGAGGUGGUCGGGCAGGCGAAGAAGAAGAAGAAGUGGGUCCCGCAUUUGUAUGUGAACAAUAGCGAUUACAUUUGUUGUUAUUACAGUGACCCGGUGCUCGAGACGAGGGGAUUGAUGGUAAUGGGGAGGAUAAUGAGAAUGAUGUGA
Striga hermonthica is the source of this 1377-nucleotide messenger RNA. NCBI's taxonomy places the organism in Eukaryota, Viridiplantae, Streptophyta, Magnoliopsida, Lamiales, Orobanchaceae. The record is from the annotation of a GenBank genome assembly.